CAACUUCGAUCUUGGCUUCAAACCAAGAAACAAAGGUUCAAAACAACAGCAAAGACAACACGGCACACGACAACGGCACAAGCAAUUGCAAAUUUUAGCUUGAUUGCCGCAACAUCGUCAACGMCACCGYGCAAUACCGUAAAAUCAAGGGCUGUAACUGUAACAUUUGCAUCUUUAUUUCCAUUCGAGUUCAAGCAUGAGCGACAGCGACGACAGUGUCGAAAUUUCCGACGUCGAGUUGAGCGACGACGACAGCACCCUUCCGAGCGACGACGAGGAUCCCAAUGCAAGCGCGGGAGCUCCGCGGGGGAAGGGACGUAUCAGUUACGUGGUGGAGGACGAUAUCGACCACGAGGAAAUUGGCGACGACACGGCGCUGGCACAGAUCAAAGAGGACAAGUUUUACGAGCGGGUGAACCAUUUCAUGAACGCCCAGCGCAAGGUCGAGGAGCGCAUGCAGCGCAUCGACGCCAACGACCGGUUGAAGGCCAUCGAGGUAACCAACCACUCCGGGGGAAUCAAAGAACCCGACUCGAAUACGUACAAGACCAUGUACCAGCAACAGAACAUGAACGGGGAGCCGGCGAAGAACCUGGGCGAGGUAUACGAGACGGCCUACGGGAUCAAGCAGAAACUCCGGGACCUGCUGGAUGCGAUGGUGGACAAGGUCAAGGGGCUGGAUUACAUCGAUGCCAGGAUCGUGGAUCUCAAGCCACGCGACGCCGCCAACAACAAAGCCAGGGAGGAAUACCUGACAAGAACCCCCGGUCCUCCCGAGAGCUGGAUGUACGACGUGCUCCGGUCCACCGUGACGUGCAAGACGAUGAAGCAGGUGGAAAGCGUCAACAAGUUCCUCACCAAGAAGGCGCACAUCGUGCAGGUCAAGAAUCGCUUCCAGAUACCCGCCUUUAGCGGUUACCGCGACAUUCUCUACCACGUGUUGCUGACUUGGACGACCACGACCACAAAGCAGGUCACGUUUGUCGCCGAGAUCCAGGUCCACCACAAGGAGGUCGCCAAUCUCGAAAAGAUGUUUGGGCUCAUGAACCACUACAAAUAUUUCCGUCCCAUUUUCGCCGUGCCGGACCGUUCGGAUGUCCAGACACUGAGGGACAUUCAUCGCUUUCAAAAGGCCGGAAAGAUCAACGAGAAGCUGAUCGACAAGAUAUUCAAUAGCGUAGACGCGAACCAGCUCUACGUAUACGGAAAAUUGUUUGAUCUCAAGCUCGAGAACUACGAAUUCGCCCAGCACCUUUAUUCGCGUGCCUUGAAGAUACACUCGGCAUCGGAAUCCGGUCCAACCGUCAAGUCUGCUGCCCUGUACCAAGACAUUGGCCUCGUACAAGCCAAGCUGGGCGACUACGACCAGGCACUGAGAAGCCUGCAGAGUUGCCUCGAGCACCAACAAGAAGUCUUUGGCCAGUACAAUGCCGAGGUUGCCAUCACGCGCAGUCUCCUUGGCGAUACGAUCGUGGAGCGCGGGGACGAYAGCGGCGAGCUGCUUGAGCACCGCGGAGCCCUGCAGCAAUACAAGAAGGCCCUCGUGAUUCGAGAAAAGUGCCUCGGAGAGGACCACCURGACGUGGCCGGAUCGUACCAAAACAUAGGUCGGUCGCUCUGCAAGCUCGGAGACUUCCAGGGAGCCCUCGCGGCGUACCGGGAGUCGCUCUCGAUUCUCGAGUCCCUUCUCGGGGAGAACCACGCGGACGUUGCCACGGCCCACUGCUACCUAGGAAACGUCCUGCACGAGCAGGGCGACUUCCAGGCAGCCAUGGAAGAGUACUCCUUUGGGCUGGCCAUCCGGGAGGAGGUCUUUGGCAAGGGCCACAAGGCCACCGCCGAGUCCCACACGCUGAUCGGACAGCUCCUCACGGACGCCCAGGACUACGACGAGGCCGAGGCCCGCCACCGGCAGGCGCUCGUGCUGCGCGACACCCUCCUCGGCAAGGAGAGCCCCGAAUCGGCCGAGUCCCACUACUGGAUCGGGUACGUGCUGAACCAGAAGGGGGACUACGCGGCAGCGCUCAAGGAACACGAGACGGCCUACACGAUCCGGAGCAAGAUCCUGCCGAAGGGACACCCGGACAUCCGGGCCUCUCUGAUCAGCAUYCGGACAAACGAAAACGAGCAGCCAGAACAAUGAUGGUGCUGCCCGGCCAAUCGACGGCACGAGUGCCGGGCCGUACAGAGUCUAUCCAU
Pseudo-nitzschia multistriata is the source of this 2199-nucleotide messenger RNA. The record is from the annotation of a GenBank genome assembly. Lineage: Eukaryota; Bacillariophyta; Bacillariophyceae; Bacillariales; Bacillariaceae.